Messenger RNA from Homalodisca vitripennis (glassy-winged sharpshooter), 387 nucleotides. Its product is annotated as peroxisomal carnitine O-octanoyltransferase-like. Gene Ontology annotation, molecular function: carnitine O-octanoyltransferase activity. Gene Ontology annotation, cellular component: peroxisome. The transcript has 5 exons. The record is from RefSeq and is a predicted model, not a curated record. NCBI's taxonomy places the organism in Eukaryota, Metazoa, Arthropoda, Insecta, Hemiptera, Cicadellidae. The annotation marks the transcript as partial.
GACCAAACACGCGCCAAACUUCUACUAAGAGCCAUAGACAAACACAAUGAGUUAAUGGCCAAAGCACGCAAUAAUGAAGGCUGUGAUCGUCAUUUGUUUGGACUUUAUUGCAUAGCAGUGGAAAAUAAUCUACCUGUACCCCAGCUAUAUCUUGAUCCAUUGUAUAAAAAAAAGGGUUUUGGACCCCUUGGUGGUGGUGGCAACUUUAUAUUGUCAACUAGCCUGCUUAGGUAUUACUCUCCCACAGCAGGAGGAGUCUCUCCAAUGUGCCUUAAUGGCUAUGGUGUUUUCUACAGUAUCUCACCAGAGAGUUUGAUGUUCACCAUCUCUGUACGAAGGGACAGCCCAGAAACAAGUUUCCAACAAACUGCCGGAGUGGAGGUGUGA